UCUCACAAAUUAAAAAGAAAAGAUGCAAGGAAAAACUUUAUGGAGACAAUUUUUGGAGGUGAUAAAAAAUUCAUCACGAUCCCGUGGGAAAAAUAUUUACCCAAUAUCAGCCAACCUUGUUGUCCUAGGAAUUAUAUUUGUCAGAUGUAUAUCGGUUGCUUACUUUGUAAUGGGACUCGUCUGGAAGAUCCACACCGGCCUGAUUAAGGAGAGCUGGAUCGAGGUCCUGAAUAGACUUUGGAUUGGGAACCUCCGACUGGGGACCACAGUGAACGCCCUGGUCCUAACAGGCGUCUGUCUAUUCCCUGUUUACGACAUCUGUGGAGGCAUCGGAUUAAUGGGGAUAUUUUGCAGGAAGAGAAUCUUUGUUGUUUUGUACAUGCUGUCAUUAAUGUUUUUCAUCUUGACUGAUGUCAUUUUUCUCUCGCUGUUUGUUAUUCUUCGUGAUGGGUUUGGUGGAUCGCUCGCUUUGGACUUUCAAGAUAUUUACAUUCAAAUGUCUGCAGUAUAUCGUAGUUGGCCAUAUAUCGAUGUUAAAGGCAUUAAAGAUGAUUGGAUAGACAUGUUUUCCACAUUGGGGUGUUGUGGAGUAACCGAUCAGUACAGUUCAUACAAUUAUGAAUGCAUUGGUUACAGUCCUUGGCAAAGUUGUUGGGGGAAAUUUGCUGCAGGUAUGAGGCCUUUUUUGACAACCUAUGCUUGCCUUGCUGGGAUUUGCCUAUUCACUGAGAUUGUACAACUAGGGUUAUGUGACUGGAUUUACAGCCAAAUGUCACAUCAACGAUACCCCUUUGCUUUGGCACGAACUUGCAUCACGAUGCUCCAAGAGGCAUGGAAAAAUUCAAGACAAGGGUUUCUAGCAAAUAUUUGGAGGCUGUUGUCAUUUGUACCGGCAGUGUGUCUGAUCGUGUUUGGAACAAUGCUCCUUACUGAUUCUAAGCUGUCUGGGACCUUUGUUUCCGGGAUUCUCGGGCAUAUCUACAUACUUGGAUUGAACUACCAGGAGAUUAUUGAAGGAUUCGGUGUUUUGAUGAUUGUUUUGGGGUCUGUUGAAUUUGUUGUGAAUUGUACAGCGUUUAUAUCCGACGUCAUACUCUAUAACAGGACAAAGAGCAAAGUGAUUGCAGUAACCAAAGUUCUGUUACUCAUCAUAGAAGUUAUAUGGCUGGGAUUAAUCAUCAAACUUGCUGUUCAGGUCACAAGCGAUCUUAGAUUCAAAAUGGCAAAUUUAUUGAUCAAUUUCACAAACCUUCAUCGGGCAUGGUUAACUCUGUUUGGAGAAUUGGAGUGUUGUGGUAUAACUGCUUCGAGCGAUAUAUGUUCUUUGACGUCCGGAUUAUGGCAUUGUUCUCAGCUGCCUCUAACGUGCUGUCAACAUAAUUUAUAUAAUGUAUCAGAAAGCACUCUCUACAGCACUACAAUUUGCAGUACGCCAAACAUACCUUGUUUGGAAGCAGUGUCAUCCAGAUUUAAGAUUUACACCACUGGGUAUUUCGUAGGAAUAUCUCUGUCUCUAUUGUUUGGAGUUUUGGGAAUAACAUUUACAUUGCUCCAUAUAAGAUCACUGAGAGACAGGGAUGACAGAAAAGAUGGAGAGCAGACAGAUAAAGAUCCGCCCGAGCUGGAAAAGAGACUGAUCCCCGAAAGUCGUCCUAGACGACUGAUUAACUAUUGUAAAAGGGACAUACAGCGCAAAAUGAUAGUCAUAACAUCGACAAUUUCAUUGGUCCUUGCUGCCGGAAUAUUUAUAGAAGGGCUAGUGUUAACAUACGAUAAAGUGUUUAACCAUGACAUUAUCCGGGAUGUCCUAUGGAGCGCCUUAUCCUUUGAUGGCUUGUCCUUCAAUCACAUACGGCAGUCGUUUUCGGCGUUUAUGAUUUCAUCAGCUCUUGUGAUUCUGAUUGUUUCCGUUAUUGGAAUGUUCACAUUAAAAACAAAAUCAAAAUAUCUUCAUAUCAUUCAAAUAAUUUUAAUCAGCCUAUGCUUCUCCUUAAUGGUCGUCGGGAAUGGCCUUUGGGGAAAGUCGAAAGAUACAAUAAGCUAUAGAUUGGCAAACGAGAUGAUUUCGUUUUUACAAAAUUAUGGAUAUGAUGAAAGUAUAAACUACAUUUUCACAAAAACAGCACAGUCAGCUUGGAGUAACCUUUUUGCUGUGGCGGAAUGUUGCGGUAUCUUUGAUUAUGAAGGCAGCGAGAUAUCACGAUAUCUCUCAUCAGAUAAAAUACCGAUCUACUGCUGUAAAGAAAACCCAUUUACAGAAACCUACAUCCAGGAUAACGACAAUUGUAUGGACUUUUUACAGGCUGAUCUUCAACAUAACAAAUCAUGUAAAGAUGCAUUGCUUACAAGACUUGAUGUGUACAGCAAUUUAUUUUUCACAUUCUCUGCCCUUACUUUUGCAAUUUUGACUUUCCAGUUUAGUUUAAUUAUUUACAAGUUAAAGAAAAUGAGUUUUAUUCCAAUCAUCGACGACAAAUACUUGAAAAUGACAAAGAUGUUAUGUAAGACAGGAAAAGGAUAUCGCAAUAUCUUUACUUUCGAGAAAAGGAUGAUAUUCACUGUCGCAGCAUUUCUGUCAUCCUUAAGCAUGUUAAUACUUGGCAUUGUCAUGAAGCACGAUGACAAAAUGACGGGAGGAUAUGUGUACUAUGUGUACAGAUACCUUUACUUCAGAGGCGUUAAUUUCUUGGACAUUGUCAAGGAUACGUAUCUAUCGUUAAUCAUCCUUGGAACCUUGUCGGCGACAAUGGGCUUGCUGAAGCUUACAGAUGUGUUUCGAGAAUUGCAAAACAAAAGAAAAAAUUACAUGCAUAUUGGUAUUGUGUUGAUUUUAAUUCUAACAAAACUGGUCUGCAUUCCCUUGAUGGCAGUAGUUCGUAUAGAUAUUGAUGAAAAUGCUUCCUAUCAAUUAACAAAUAUGGAUCGACAGUACCGAAAUACGCACUCUCUGUAUGAUAGUAUGAUGUACAGCAUCCUGAACCGUUUCUACAUAGCGUUUGAUUGCUGUGGUGCUAGGGGACCAUAUGAACUGGCAAACAUGGCAUCUACCAGCGGUUAUACAGGCUACACAGGAGCUCAACCAUAUGCCUGCUGCCAUGGAGCUGCAUAUCUGGAUUCUCCCUCUAUGCUUUCUAGUGUCGUAUGUGAGAAAAAGGUAUUUUUGAGCAUCACUACACAAUUUUUAUUCAAAGUGAAAUGA
Molecule: messenger RNA, 3199 nt
Organism: Saccostrea cuccullata (small rock oyster)
Lineage: Eukaryota; Metazoa; Mollusca; Bivalvia; Ostreida; Ostreidae
Exons: 27
Coding region: 23-3199 (1058 amino acids)
Cellular component (GO): plasma membrane
Source: RefSeq, a predicted model, not a curated record